Molecule: messenger RNA, 911 nt
Organism: Pyrus x bretschneideri (Chinese white pear)
Lineage: Eukaryota; Viridiplantae; Streptophyta; Magnoliopsida; Rosales; Rosaceae
Product: FCS-Like Zinc finger 17-like
Exons: 2
Coding region: 121-651 (176 amino acids)
Source: RefSeq, a predicted model, not a curated record
GUAUCAGUUGUAUGGUGCAUUUAUAAAUAUCUAAUAUCUCAACCUUACAAACUUCACAGCCCUCUUCAGUUUUCCUUCUUCUUCUCUUCUUUUUCUCUUCUCUAAUUCCCCCCACAAACAAUGGUUUCCAAGUUAAAGAGACCCUGCAACUUGAUUGAGCCAGCUGCCCAUAAGCUGGGCAUCGGUGAUAAAACUAGCCAUAGCAGCUCAGUGGCUGUUGGGUUGGGAAUCCUUGUACAGAUCUCACAAAGAAAUAAGUCAAAUAUCAUUGAGAAAUCUGCUUUAAGACUGAGCCAAUCCACAACCUGCAGCUCCCUUGAGAAAUUCUCUUGCUUUCUUAAAACAUGUCAUUUAUGCAACAAGGGAUUAAGCCUUGAUGAAGAGGUCUACAUGUACAGAGGUGAUCUAGGUUUUUGCAGUAUAGAGUGCAGGAACAGGCAGAUUGUUAUUGAUGACAGGAGAGAAUUAGAGGCUUCUACCAAGCAAAUGCUAAAAUCUUAUAGGCGUGACCUUUAUCGUUGCAACACCCCUAAGAGUAGUAAUACUAACACUAGUAGACGUGGCGCGGCCUCUCACAACACUAAUGUCUUCGAAGAUGUACAUCUACAACAAGAGAAAACCACACAUCACAGAAAGAUAUUUGCACUUUAGCCCUAUAUAUAGUUUAAUUUUUUUUUUUUAAUUUUGAUCUUUCUUGUUCUUGUUAAUUAACACUGCAAAGCUGCAAAGCAGGAGAAAAAUUAAUGGAACGAGUCGUUAACUGAAUUGUUUGUAGUUAAAGAUAGAUAAUAAUUUUGCAACCGAAAAAAAAGGAAAGUAAAGACGAAUUACUAUUACAAUUAUCAUGAGAUUAAUUUUGAUUUGUAUCCCUUUCUGUUUUGAGAUAAAUAUCACUUCGCUUUCUUGCCUUA